This is a messenger RNA of Alternaria rosae, 1336 nucleotides long. Its product is annotated as N-terminal domain of NEFA-interacting nuclear protein NIP30-domain-containing protein. Lineage: Eukaryota; Fungi; Ascomycota; Dothideomycetes; Pleosporales; Pleosporaceae. The record is from RefSeq and is a predicted model, not a curated record. The transcript has a single exon. The coding region runs from base 236 to 949 and encodes 237 amino acids. Gene Ontology annotation, cellular component: nucleus.
CAUCGCUAUCUCCACCGAGCAACUUUAAGCACCGGCAUAAAACCUCCACGUAUCAGGACGCGAUUUGCCCGCGGGUGAGGUUAAACUGGUGGGGUGUGGAGAACUAUCCACCUGCCGCUAGUGCCCAUGAGGAAGCCGGAACAGUUACUACUUUUUUUGCCGUUCUCCCGCUCAACUCCUGCAUCCACUGCACCGCCCUCAGCAUCCUGCGCUAGCCGUAUAAGUGUGGACCGCCAUGUCUUCAGGAUUCGUCAGUGGCGGCAAAGCGGGUGAAGAAAUCGAGCGCGAUGACGAAUGGAAAAAGGCCCAGCAAGAGAUUGAGGAUGCUCGACGCGCGAAAGCCGAAUUGGCAAAACAACAGGAUGGAAAGAGUCUCUUCGAAGUUUUACAAGCCAACAAAGACAAGAAACAAGCCGAGUUUGAGGAAAAGGCACGUUACAAACUUCAUGUCGCUCUAGAUGAUGAGGAAGCCGACUAUUUGGAUUCCGUCUUGGAGAAGAAGCGCCAGGAGGAAGCAAACGUAAAAAAGGAGACCUUCGAACAACUAGAUCUAUUCCGCAGGCAAAGGGAAGAAGCCGAGAGGAAAGCAAAAGGUCUUGAAGAAGAGACUUCAGAGGCGCCCAAAGACGAAGAUGCUCCGCAAUGGGCGGCAGUAGGACGGAAGAGGAAGAAGGGUUCUGAAGCCGGGCUAUUGAAGGGUGUGAAGCUGAGGAAGUCGAGCUCCGUACCAGAGGACAAGAAACCUGUGGACGAAGAGAAGGCGACCUCACAGUCUGGCACGAGCGCCAAGACGAACAUGCCAUCUACCGCAACCAAUGCAAAUGGUUCAAAGAGCCCUGCGACGGCAUCUGCAGACCCGACGAAGCCGUCAGCAGCGCAAUCGACAUCGAAGCCCGUAAACACACUUUCGCUCGGCCUGGGCUAUGCAUCGUCGGACGACGAAGAUUGAGUCGCUCUCAGAUUCCAACGGCAACUUCUCAAGGAAAGCGCAUACAGCUUAAACGAGCGCAAUCGUCGGUAUGACAUUUGCAAUGCCGGCCCGAUAUGAUGGUAGUCGCGCUUGCGCAGGUACAUGUACAUGCGAUCUGGGAAGCUUCUUUUGACCCACACCAACAUAGCGAACAAGCUACUUGGUGCCAAUGUGUGCCGACAGUCAACAUACUUGGGAUAUCUAACUGCAUAAACUGAUCAAGACGACUCCUCUGCGCGUAGAGGAAACCGUUUGCAGGACGCGAAUUGACAAUGAUGUCAUUGGCUGGCCGGCUCGGCGACGCUUACCUGUUUGUAGCGCCGUACUACGACCGCAUCUCCCAUCAGAAGUAAUUAUCAAAUAUAC